Molecule: messenger RNA, 1707 nt
Organism: Saccostrea cuccullata (small rock oyster)
Lineage: Eukaryota; Metazoa; Mollusca; Bivalvia; Ostreida; Ostreidae
Exons: 9
Coding region: 289-1500 (403 amino acids)
Molecular function (GO): zinc ion binding
Source: RefSeq, a predicted model, not a curated record
AGUAUGGAGCUAUCAUCUGGGACUCAUACACUACACAGAAAAUAUCUUAAUUAGAAUGUAUGCAAAGAAGGGGUGCAAGAUUCAUGAUGAAAGAAUACAAAUUAAGAGAAGAUAGUACAAUGUCCAAGAUGCUCAAAGAACUUGACCUUCCCUUAUUACAAACUCGACACCACCAACAAAGGCUGAUCUUUUUUUUACAAACUGGUUGAGGGGCAGAUACCAGCUAUAACACCUGAUCAAUUCAUUAAAAACCACAAAAAAAAAAAAAAAACAUCAGACCUAAAGUUUAUGGUACGGAAAGAUGCACAGAUAAACAGGAAGUUGACCUCGGAUUUGAACAAAAAUGAAUCCCACCAUAUGGCAUGCCUCAGCAAAAUUUUUUUGGAAUCUGAAGACAGUGGCCUUAUGAAGUCAUCAACAUGUGAAUGCCCCAUGGGGCAAUAUAAAUGUCAUCAUGUGGCAGCAGCACUUUUAUUUGGAUACAAGAGGGCAAGCAAAACUGAUAUUAAGUGUAGUUGGUUGAAACACCCGAAGUCAGCACCACCCAAAACAACAAAAACAAUGGAGGAAUUGUACCCCCCUAAGCAGCCUGGAUAUCGAGCUUUGAAACGUGAUGUGAAUGCAGAGGACAGAUUGUUCUUAUUUGAUCAACUGGGCCAGUUAGGCAGAUUUACAGCAAUGCAUUGGAUUUUGUCAAAGGAACCAGAAGUUCAGAAAUUUCCUGUUUCUCUUGUCCAAGAUCUUCUGAUGAGUGAAGAAUAUCUUACUGCUGAAUGUAAAUCAGCUUACUUAAGAAGUAAACUUGUUGUGUCACAAGAGACUGUUAUACAAACUGCCUGGCUUACAAUUGGUCAACGUGAAAAUGCGAUAUGGCAAGCUGUCCGCAAGAUGCGCUUUACAGCUUCCAACUUUGGGCAAAUCAUUGGGGCAAUUCGUCGAAACAGACUGACUGCAUCUCUCAAGAAGAAAUUGUUGAGCUCUUACAAUCUUGAAAAAAGAGCAUCAAUCCAGUGGGGAUUAACCCAUGAAAGAACUGCCAUUGAAGAAUACAGCAAGAUUGGGGAAGUUACCGUUCUGGAGACAGGAAUUUGGCUGCAUGAAUCUGGAACUCUUGGGGCCUCCCCAGAUGGUUUCAUUCAAGGUGAAUCUAAAUGCAAACCUCAUCUCCAAGUGAAGGGACAGGUUACAAGAACACCAGAUAUUAUUGAGGUGAAGUGCCCAUUCUCUGCAAAGUCUAUGACAGUUAGUGAUGCUUGUGCGAACAUUAAGGAUUUUUAUCUUGUAAGCGACUCAGAUGGUGGAUUGCACCUCAGAACCAACCAUGAUUACUGGAAUCAGGUCCAAGGACAACUAUAUUUGACUGGCACUCAGUGCUGUGAUUUUGUAGUGUGGACUCCAUUAGAUUUACAAGUUGUCAGGAUAAUGAAGGAUCCAGCAUGGGAGAUAAACAUUAAUAACAUGAUUGAAUUUUACUUUGAUGCAUUUUUACCAUCAUUAUGAAAAAAGAAAAUUACAAACACAAUGUCAGUCUUACAAGUUAUCUUUUAAUUUUUUUCAUAAAUGAGUUUAUUACAGAUGACAAGCAAAUAUUCAGAUUUGUACCGUUUACUGUAUAUAUAGCAAAAUCAAAUUUUGUGAAAGUCAUUGUUGUUUUCAAGGAUAUCAACAACUUCAUCAUCAAUAAAAUGUUGAAAUUUCAGACUAUAA